This is a messenger RNA of Coniophora puteana RWD-64-598 SS2, 1878 nucleotides long. RefSeq lists its product as uncharacterized. The transcript is spliced from 6 exons. Gene Ontology annotation, biological process: tRNA splicing, via endonucleolytic cleavage and ligation. The record is from RefSeq and is a predicted model, not a curated record. NCBI's taxonomy places the organism in Eukaryota, Fungi, Basidiomycota, Agaricomycetes, Boletales, Coniophoraceae. Bases 236 to 1195 code for a protein of 319 amino acids. Gene Ontology annotation, molecular function: tRNA 2'-phosphotransferase activity.
GUUGUUCGCAACCAAGGUCCCAUCUGUUUUUCCUCGCAUCCCUCGCAAGCACCGUUCUGUACCGCCCCAGUACCUUCGCGCACAACACGCCGCAGAAAGGCAUUCAAGACCCUUCUUGGACCCUAACCAGGAGUCAUACUCACGUCAAACCGGACAGGCUACAGUCUACGCUAGUCAACGAGACUCCCUCCACCCCGGAUUGCACCCGGCAACUCCCGACCAGACGAAACCAAGGAUGACGCGCGGAAUGAAGGGAAACCCGCGCGACGAGCCGCUCGUGCGCACGUCGAAGACGCUUUCAUGGAUGCUGCGGCACGGUGCCGCCAAUGUAGGGCUGCAGAUGCGCAAAGACGGAUAUGUGGACGUUCAGGACCUGCUGCGGCUACAGCAGUUCCGUGAGCUCACGUUUGAGCAUCUGCGAGAGAUUGUUGCCAAAGACCAGAAGCAGCGGUAUAACCUUACGUUGGACUCGGAGACGAGCGUAUGGAUGAUUAGAGCAAAUCAAGGACACUCGAUAAAGGACGUAACUCUGGAUAUGCAAAAGUUGAUGUCUGCUACUGACGUCCCUAUGGCCGUUCAUGGGACGACGGAGAAGGCUUGGGAGAGCAUACAGCGACAAGGUCUCUCCCGUAUGAACCGGCAACACAUCCACCUCGCGCAGGGCAUCCCAGACAGCGGUGUCAUGAGUGGCAUGCGCACCUCAUCACGCAUCAUCAUCCACAUCGACCUCGCCCGCGCACUCGACGCUGGCGUCCCCCUAUUCCUCUCCGCCAACGGCGUCGUCCUCACCCCAGGCGACGACCGCGGUCUCCUCCGCCCACAGCUCUUCUCGCGAGUGCAGCGGCGCGGUGCUAGCGGGUGGGAGGACGUGCCGGUGCCGGUGCUCUCCCCUGAAGAGGCUGCGGAGGCGGAAGCGGAAGCGGUGAGGACGAUGGAGGCGCUGGCCCCUGCCGGUCGGGGUGGAAGAGGGCGUGGCGGAGGAAGGGGCGGGCGAGGAGGCGGGAGGGGAAAGGAGCCUGCGCAAAUGGGCGGGGAGGACGUUCGGCAGACGAGGAGGCAGAAGGGCAAGGGCAAGGAGGGAGCAGACGAGGAACCAGCAGCGGUCGAGGUCUCAGAGGUGAAGACAACGAUUACCUCCGAAAAAGGGACAGACACGGUCGUAGAAGGUAUUGAGGCGAUCUCGCUCAAGUCUUAGGCCCUAAGGCUGGCAAUGGUUGUUUCCAACAAAUGUCCGACCUCUACACGAGCUCCCAUUCUUCUCCUCCUCCCAACUCUAGCAUCCUGUCUCCGUUUCCCGACAUCUUGGGAUCAUCCGUAGGUACCACAGCGAACUUUGCUUUGAAGUCGCUAAAGAAGAAUGGCCCGACGGCAUUCCCAGCCUCUUCGUGUGUCUGAGAUUGAUCAUGCUGCGUCGCCUCCUCUCCCCGCUCUUCAAUAACGAGCGUCUCCAGACUCUGCCUCUCGCGUUCCUCUAUCACCAGCUGAGCGGACAUCGCCACAGGUUCACCUGGGUACAGUAAACCAUUUCCAGCAACCUUUAGCACCCGACCUGUCCUGUCGUCGGCGAUCUCGAUGACAUCUGAGCCUAUUAUGAUCAACGGGCCACCAUUUAGAGGGCUCGGAGCGUUUGUUGCUGUGAUACGGAAGCGCGUUCGUUCCGUGCGGGACACGAGGAGCAUGUGCUUUCGAUAUAUAUUCCGUGGAAUGUACCAGAAAUCGCGAGGAUCCGCCUUGGAUCGGAUGAAGAAUCUGACGGAUAGCGUUGAAUGUAUGCGUUUAGUGGCGUCUAGAAUGGAGUUGCAGAGACCUGAAGACGUACGUGUUUCCGCUAAUAUGAUCCGUGACAUCUUGCGGAGGUACAAACUGCGGGCAUCCACC